Molecule: messenger RNA, 1880 nt
Organism: Solanum lycopersicum (tomato)
Lineage: Eukaryota; Viridiplantae; Streptophyta; Magnoliopsida; Solanales; Solanaceae
Product: RNA demethylase ALKBH9B
Biological process (GO): mRNA catabolic process
Molecular function (GO): mRNA binding; demethylase activity
Source: RefSeq, a predicted model, not a curated record
UUUUAAUAAUAUUACAUAAUCACUAAAAGAAAGAUCGUACUUUUAACUUGUAAACUAAUAAAAUUUAUAUGAUUUAUAAUUUUGUUAUCUGAAACAAAAUUAUAUCAACACAUUUAGACAUUUGUUUUUUUCUUAAUUUAGAAAUAGAUAAUGUUACAGUUGGGCUGUACAUAAUUUGUUAAUGUAAGAAGCCCAGAAAGUUAACAAUCUAGUCCCUUUAGGUUUCAGGUUUUCCUGUCCAAAAGAGGCAAAGACUAAGAUUUUCUCAUGAAAACUCACAGAUUCCUUAAUUGUUGAUCGGAGAAAUUAAAAUCAGGUUUAAUUAAUGGCCGGAGAUUAUAGUCGAUGGUCGCCGGAGCCGCGGGAUUUCAAAGCUAUGUUGAAGAAAUUAUCACAUGAACAACUUCUUCAAGUUUUGUCUGAAGGCCUUUGUUCUUACUGUGAAGAAGUUAUUGAGUCUCGUGUCAACAAUCUCAACUUUAUUCAAAGAAGGGUAGACGAAAUGACAUUAUCCAAUGUUAAUGUUGCAGAAAGUUCAUCUGAUGAUGCAAUUUCACCUAAAAGAAAGCUGAAUGCUGAUGCUUAUACACCCUUUCCACAAGUUGGCGACUCAACCAACUCAGGAAGGUCGAAACGAUUUGUUAGUGCCUUGUCUAAACCGGUGAUUAACAAACAACCAGCGUCCGACCUUUCAAAUUUUGAGAUUAAACUAAAUGAUGGACCUAGUAGAUCAGUCGUAGGCGAUGAUUUAGUGGAGGAUCAGAAAGAGUUUAUUAGAUUUAGCCAAGUUGGAAGGCGAAAGGAUUUUGUUCACUAUGAGAAUGUUAAUGAAAAGCAAAUAAAUGUGCUUAAAGGGCUUGAGCUUCACACUAACGUUUUCAAUCCUGAUGAGCAAAAGGAGAUAGUCGAACUUGUUUACUCUCUCCAGAGGAUGGGACAAAAGCAACAACUUAGAGCGCGAACAUAUUCUGAACCAAGAAAAUGGAUGCGAGGGAAGGGGCGCAUCACUUUACAAUUUGGUUGUUGUUAUAAUUAUGCUAUGGACAAAAAUGGUAAUCCGCCGGGCAUUGUUAGAGAUGAAGAAGUGGAUCCAUUGCCUCCUUUAUUCAAGAAAAUGAUUAAGAGAAUGGUUAGAUGGCAUGUUUUGCCUACGUCAUGUGUACCUGAUAGUUGCAUCGUGAAUAUUUAUGACGAGGGUGAUUGCAUUCCUCCUCAUAUUGACCAUCACGACUUUGUUCGACCUUUCUGCACAGUAUCUUUCUUGGCAGAAUGUAAGAUACUCUUCGGCACAACCUUAAAGAUUAUUAAUCCUGGAGAGUUCUCUGGUCCUUUCUCCUUGCCUCUUCCUCUCGGGUCAGUGCUCAUUCUCAAUGGUAAUGGAGCUGAUGUUGCUAAACAUUGUGUGCCUAGUGUUCCAGCUAAAAGAAUUUCCAUUACCUUCCGUAAGAUGGAUGUCAGCAAAUUGCCAUAUCGUUAUACUCCUGAUCCAGAGCUUGUAGGAAUCGAGCGUCUUAUUCCUUCUCCAUCAUUGGACAGCUCAAGAAAUCGUUACCAUGGUAAAAUUGACAAGCUUCCGAAUAGUGAAAAUAAGGUUUUUUCCAAUGAAGAUGAUUUCCCUCCUCUGGGAAAGUCUACUUCUUCUAGCCGUAGAAGUCGCAGAUAAUGUGUGUAACUUAUAGUUAGUGUAAGUUGUGCGGCCUCAUGUGCCGCACCUGUACCAUAGCUUCAAUUGAUUUUGGGUAUUUUUACCAAAAUCAAUCGAAGAAAUUCGUGAAAAUAAUUUAUAAAAAAAUGUAAUACAUAAAUGUGUUAUUUAACUGGAGUUCAUUUCACAUUCAUGUUCUUCAACAACAUUGGAGUUUAACAUCAAAUUUAUACAA